CAGAGCACAGCAGCACUUGUUGCUCUGAAGAACUACACAACCCUAACAGGGACUGCUGCUCUGCUGCCUGCCCUUCUUUUCUUCUUCUUAUUUAUUUAUUAACCUGCAAACUUGUUUUCUCUGCUGGUUUCAAGCUUUUAUCAUUACAAAUGAUGUUUUAAGAGCUUGGUGAGAGCUGUUUGGAGGGGAAAGCUGCCUGCUGUGCAGUUGGAACCUCCUUUUUGCCACUUCAUAGCGGGAGAUCAGCUGGUACAGCCUUGGGGGUGAAAAAUGACAGACUCUGUUCCUGCCAAUGGGGAAGGAAAGGACCCUGAAAUCGAGCUCUUUGUGAAGGCUGGUAUAGAUGGAGAAAGCAUUGGGAACUGCCCAUUCUCCCAGCGUCUCUUCAUGAUCCUCUGGCUCAAAGGAGUUGUGUUCAAUGUCACCACUGUUGACCUGAAAAGAAAGCCAGCUGACCUACACAAUCUGGCUCCUGGGACCCACCCACCUUUCUUGACUUUUAAUGGAGAAGUCAAGACAGAUGUUAACAAGAUUGAGGAAUUCUUGGAAGAGACUCUUGCACCUCCAAAGUACCCCAAGCUGGCUGCUAAGCACCGGGAAUCAAACACUGCUGGAAUCGAUAUCUUCUCCAAAUUUUCUGCAUACAUCAAAAAUACCAAGCAGCAGGAUAACGCUGCUCUUGAAAGAGGCCUGGUGAAGGCUUUGAAGAAGCUGGAUGACUAUCUGAGAACCCCUCUGCCAGAGGAGAUUGAUGCAGACAGCACCGAAGAGGAGAAAGUGUCUAAACGCAAGUUUCUGGAUGGGGAUGACCUGACGCUUGCUGACUGCAACCUUCUGCCCAAACUCCAUGUUGUCAAGAUUGUUACAAAGAAAUACCGGAACUUUGAGUUCCCAACAGAGAUGAUGGGGCUGUGGAGGUACCUGAAGAACGCCUAUGCCAGGGAUGAGUUCACCAACACCUGUGCAGCAGACAAAGAAAUUGAACAAGCCUAUGCAGAUGUGGCCAAGCGACUCAGCAAGUCCUAACUGACCUUGGUGGUGGCUCAGUAUCCCCCUUUAAAGACUCUGUUCUCCUUGUUGCCUUAAGAUAUACUUUAUCAUUAUGCUGCCUGGUUGGCAUCUCUAUGACUUCAGCUGUUCAAGUGUAUUGGUCAGGGACAAGUUUGCUUCUCCCUGGAGAAAACAGAAGGAAGCUCUUGUGUGUGGGGGUUGAGACUCUUUGAAAUCUGAACCUAAGAUCUGGCUCAACUAGUAUUAAUGGCAAUCAGUAUUGGAAAUAAGUUCACUCUAUUAGUUUCUUGUUUCAUGUUAGGAGUAUAUCACCACCUGUAUUCUUUGGCUUUCAAAAAUAGGAAAUUAGCUGAAAUUUCAAGUAAGAGAGUUAGAAACAUAUAAACAUGUUAUGUUAUAUGUUAUUUCAAGGAUGCUUUUUCUCUCCAUGCUGCUGAGAUCCUUGAGGCAGGAGCAAAAUAUGAGAGGGAGCAGGAAAAAGGAGCUUGAUCCUAAAGGAGAAAAACCACUAACAGUUAUAUUUUUUAAAACUCUCUGAGUAUUCUGUCUUAGCAGGCCCAAGAGUUUAUAGGGUACUUAUUUUUAACUUGAUGCAAGAGGGGGAAGCCUGAGUGAAUAUGUCAGACUUGCAGAUGCUAUUUUGCAUAUAAUUUGCAUGAUGCUGUUGGAUCUGGAUGUUUGAAGCGAAAGAGGGUGAAUGAGCAAUUGAGCAGGCAGCCCUUGGAAGAGUGGGGCUAGUGCCAAAAUGCCCAGUGAAUCUGCUAGUUGGUAGAGACACACAGACACAGUAAUAAUGGCAGCAGUUUAUUGACUCCAGCAAAAAGAGGGAAUUGGCACAGCUCACCAAACCACAUAGGUUAUUGUCAUCUUGACUGUAUGGCUGCCAGUUCCUUUAUAAUUGCUAUCUUGGGAAGCUUGGAUAGACAGGAGAAAACUGUCACUGCACACAAAUUCCAGGCAGGGGAAGAGCUUCCUUCACAUUGGGCUCCAGAUGGGUCACUGCAAAACACUCAUCCUCUCACCCCAAGAGAAGUUUGCUCUGAGAGCCUCAAAGAAGCUAAAACAGAGAGGGGCACAUUUUCAGCCAGGAAUUCAGCAGAAAUCCAUGCAUGAUGCCUUAGUCCUGCUCAUCCAGGGUUUACCUAUCUAGGUUAUGCAAUUCAUCAUUAAGAUUUAUUUGUAAAACAGAUUAUUUUCUUCUAUCUGAAGUGUCUGCCUGACACAAUCUGCUUUAUACCAGUGAUUAUUUGCACAUUCCUCAGAGAAAUUCAGAAUGACAGCUCUUUUGCGUGAAACUUAUAUACCCUGAUAUGUACAAGAGAUGCACAGGGCUCUCGAUUUUCAGUUGGGAGGCAUUUAUCAUUGUUUUCAAAGGUAAAAUAAAGCUGAGCUGUAGCCUGAUGUGGCUCCCCUUCUGAUCAGAGCUGUUAGAGUUGCACUGAUUUGAAGGGAACCCUGAGCUGGUGAGUUGUGACCAUGGGGAACCUCACAGCAGGCUUGUUUGCAGCCAGAGAGCUGGAGGCAGGAGACAGCAUUGAAAGGCAGCCUCUGCCGUGUGAUGCUGAUGACAAUCUGAAGCUAUCCUGUUGCUGUGGUGGGAUUAUUCCACUUUUCACAGUAAGCCAGCUGGGAGCAGAAUGUUGCUCAUCGACUGUGAAGAUAGUUUGUGGUUUGCCUAUUGUUUCGCAUGCAAUGGUCAAUUUGUCCGGAACUUUCCAAAACCUUGGAAGAAAAUCCAUGGACUCUCAAUUCUUCCCCUAGAACAGGCUAUUUUAGCAACAGCUAGACUAGAGGGCAUAGCCUCAUUCUCUUUAAAAUAUUGCUGAGAAAUCAGCUGGCUCAGAGAACACUAAUAGCAGCCAGAAAAAUCUAAUGAGAUUAGAAGUGUCUGUGCAAGCACAUGUGGCUUGUUAAAAUAUUUCUUCAUGAGACUGGAAUUAUUUGUGAUUUAUUUUUUUUUUUUAAAUUAAUAGAUGUAUUUAUUUAUUUAUUUCAAUUGACUUGGUCCUUUGCAUCUCUCUUUCUGGUGUUGUUUUCAGUCAGCACAUUGGUCAAGAUGGCUCUGUCUGUUAGAGAAGUGUUCUUAGCAAUGCUCAGCGAAUUCAUUUCUAGUGAAAAGUCUUCUAUAUGAGUAAUGGUCACUGGGCUUUUUUUACUUCCAGCAUGAUUAGGUUAGGAGCAUGCUGACCAACAGAAUCUACAUUUUGCUCAGUUGCCUUUUUCCAGGUUUGUACUUCGGUUAGUAGCUUUGCUUAGUCACAGUUGCAGUGAAUCUUUGAAUGAAGAUGCAGAAGCAGAUGUGGGUUCUCACUCUGUGCUUAUUUAGCUCCUUAAAGAAAAUUGUCCAAACAUGCAGCAGAUCUCUCAGGCAGGGUAAGUGAACCAGCUCAGGGUCUGACCUGAUUUCUGUCUCCGUCAAUCCUCAUCAGUUUCCUGAAUCCUAUGGUUCUGAAAUGUUCUAAUAUGUCUUUUCUCAGUUUUGCUAGGAGAGGGCCAAAUCACAGUCAGUUGAUCUCAGUAACCUAAAAUGCAUCUGUUUUUUUAAAAAAACAUUUUUAUAAAUGCUAGGGCUGAGACAAAAAAACAAAAGGAGCUGUUAGUGCAAUAAGCUUUUUCUGAGAUGAUUUGCAUGUUCUUAAAAUCUCUUUAGGAUUUAAUUAUAAAAUCUGAAAAUCCCCAAGCUACCUUCCUUUUACUUAAUAAUUAAAAAUCCUUAAAUAUCCUUAUUUUUCUAACAAUACCUCCCAGAAUUCUAGAUAAAAUUUAUUGAUGGGUAUGAGAAAGAAUAAAAGGAAAAAUAAACAUUUUUCAGCUACUGUGCCAGAUUUGUGUGAAUUCAAGUCUUAUUCUGCAUCCUAACUUUGCAUUUUACUCAGACCUCAAUUAUAGUUUGAUCCAAGAUUGUGGACAGGUUCAGGCAUUCCCCAACCUUUGAGUUCGAAAUCGAAGCUUGUGUUUUCAGAUCUGUAACUUUCACUUGCCUUUGUGCUUUUUAGCUUUAGCCAUAGUCAAAAGCAGGAAAUUCUGGAAAUCCUACAUAUAAAAGAGUUUUGCUAAGAUUUUGGUCUCAGUUCUCCAGACUCAGGAUCCAUCACCAGUGAGAUUUUAAAGGGCUCCAGACUCCUUUAGGCAGGGUAUUUUUGGUGACCUUCCAUUGUAUUUAGAAUUUUAAGUAAUAAAUAUUAAUCAUACAGGAGUGUAUAUCUACAUUGGCAAGGCAGCAUUUCUGAAAAGAAUCUAAGUGACAAGACAGACAUCACAGAUUCACAAUAACUUUGUUCAUAAAUUUUUUGCAAGAUGUAAAGAAAGACAUAGUGCAGAGGGAGAAGAAGCCAACAAUGUGGAUUUAAUCAUCUACAUUUCAGAAAUGCAGACCAAAUGUCUGUAAAGAUGUCCAUUUCAUCCAAACAUUUCUUAGAUAUUUAUUUCAAAGCUCCCUGUUCAGUCAAUCCAACACUCCAUUCAUAUUGGGACUAAUAUUGAUUUUUCUUCUAUUGGCAGUGGUAUGGGAGUGCUGGAGGAUCCUAUACAUUAGUUACUCUUAUUUUCUGUUAAGACUAUUUGAAUUGCCCAGAGGUCAUCUUGCUGCACAGGUAGGACCAAAGGAGUAUCUGAUUCAAGACUCUGACAAAUGUUUUUUUCCAAUUAUAUAAUGAUAUUGUUUCGUGGGGUCUAGUGUGGAGUAUAGAGCUACAGGUUACUCCUAUGUUUGCAUCAGCUGAAAAGCCACUGCCAUCAAGGAAUGCCAGUCUGUGUCACAGAGAAACUAGACAUCUUUUUUUCCUACAAGAAAGUUCAGCUGAAUCGUACAUAGCAACUUAUUUUGAAUAUGCAUUUAUUUUAUUUUAACCCCCAGCCCUCUUUCCCCCUCCUUCAUCUCUGCUCAAAGUCAAAUCCAGUUUAGCCAUAACCACUCUGCCAUUUUUUUCAGUGCUAAGUAGCAGGGUGCUCAUGAAUGGGCACACAGGGAAGUGUGUUUUGUCCAUCUUGUGGGAUGAAGUGCAAAGGCCACAGCUUGCAGCACUGCUCCCACCACUGUGCCAGCAGCAAAGGCGCGAAGCAGGAGAGCUCCCUUUCUUCAUGGACCAAAUUUGUCUAAUUAUCUGAGUUUAGGGUAUUGCAAAAAUGUAGGCAGUGGAAAUCCCACUUUUGUAAAACCCCAGGAGCACAUGGAAACAUUCACUUUUUUAAAUUAAUUGGUAUUUUAAAGAAAAAAAACAACAAACUCAAAGUCUCAUGUCAUCCUUUGUGUGUAUUCUCUUAAGCAUCAGGAAGUUUGCACUUACUAUUCUGCUAGAUAUAGUAAUUAUUCUUUAAUUGCUUUUGAUAUUAAGAAAUAUUUUUUUCCAGUAAGAUUUUGUUCUUCUGCUCAAUCUUUCAUCUCUUCAUUAAUUUUGAUGUCUGUGAUGACCUAGUAAUUGCAGAGGAGGCAGAAAAGCUGUGAAGCUCAUACAUGUUGAGAAGCUGAACGAAAUAAUGAUUUUUUUUUGGAGAAAACAGUAUUAAAACCAUUAUUUUUUUUUAAUGUGCAUUUUCUUCGGGGAUACUGUAAGCAAGAGUGAUGGACUGUUUAGUCUGGACUGGGAUUUUCAGCACAUACCCAAGCAAGCCACCAUGUUUAAGGUGGCUUUGCUUAGGGAUUUUCCCUGGAUACAUAGAGAUGUUCCCUCUGAGUCACAAAAGUUCCAGUUUUCUUGAUCAGGAGGGAUCUGCUGGUUUGUAUUGGCACCAAACUAUGGCAGCCCACUAACUAGCCGGUGAUAAAAGGCGUCUGUUCCCUUCUUUUCCCUUCUAGCCCACAUGCAGGGAAAGCAGAGAACAUUAAUCUGUUUUAUUUCCUUGCCCCAUAUCCCAAACAAGACUCCAGCCCUAGGAAAGCACUGAAACCCUGUCCAAGGCAGGUUUUCAAAGCUUGAUCAGUCCAUGUUUUAACACCUGACCUAAAGGUCUGAAGAGCCCAUGUAACUCCUCAGGCUCUCACCAUGUAGUGUUACAGGACUCAGUUAUUCAGUCGUGAUCAGAGCAGCAGUGAUGAUUGGAGACACACUAAAGCUGAAAAUGCUCUAGAGGCUGCAUUCAAAUAUGGUGUAUUUUAAGCUGUGCUCUUCAGCUAACCAGCUCUAAAUGAUGACAUUGUUGCAGCUCAGCAGGUUAUUCUUCUGCUGCCAAAUGAACAACCCAUCACUCGCCAGAGCACUUGGGUGGAAAAAUCACAGAAUGGUAGGGGUUGGAAGGGACCUCUGAAGAGCAUCUUGUCCAACCUCCCUGCUGGAGCAGGAUCACCUGCAGCAGAUCACAUAGGAGCACAUCCAGAUGGGUUUUGAAUGUCUAUAGAGAAGGAGACUCCACUGACCCUCUGGGCAGCCUGUUCUAGUGCUCUGUUACCCAUACAGUGAAGGAGUUUUUCCUUAUGUUUAGGUUGAACCUCCUGUGUUCCAGUUUGUGACCACUGCCCCUUGUCCUGUCACUGGAGACUGGUCCCAUCCUCCUGACAGCCACCCUUUAGACAGUUAUGACCAUCGAUGAGAUCCCCCCUCAGUCUCUUCUCCAGGCUGAACAGGCCCAGCUCUCUCAGCCUUUAUGGCAGAUGCUCCAGCCCCCUGAUCACCUGAAUGGCUCUAAGCUGGCUCCGAGUCUAAAUGCUGAAGCUGCUCAGCCAGUGGUGGUGCAACCGUGAUGAAAAGUUUGGGUGCCACCUUUCCCUCAGCCUGGCUCCCUGGCUGUGGCUCAUUCAUUAGCAGCUGGGCUGGGGCCCUGCUCCGGCGCUAACGAGCGUUUCUAGCUUGCAGCAUGUGAAUAGAGACUACUCCUGUGUUUAACAUUAAACAUGUGCUCGCCUGCUCACCUGGAGAGGGGCCUAAAAGUCAUGACAGAAAAGCUUAUAUUAAUGAAGAGUGUUAUUAUUCUCUUUCCUUUGAAAUCUAGUGGCAGAAUUCCCGGUGGGGGAAUUCCCAAUAGGAAUUCCCAGUAGAGCCCCAGGCUACAUAAGCACGAAGAUGUUUCAAGCGUGAAGAUGUCCUUAGAGAACAGAAAACACUCAAGGAGAGAAGGAAGCAGCAAUGAUACAUAGAAUCUUCCUGCAGAAGCAGGACAGGGGACCCGGAGGUAACUGGAGGGACACCACCAGUGCUGUCAGGCUCCACCCUAGUUUAUCAUGGGGAGGUUCAGAGCAGAGCUGGGACCAGGCCAUGCUGGCAGUGUGAUGCCAAGGCAUGUUCUACUGUAUCUCCAGCCACGCUCCCUAUGGUGAUAUCCCACAGCAUAACGAUGCCUCCAUUGUGUCUGCCUCGCUCUUAUUAUGAAGUGGCUUGUCAAAAGAAAACUAAGAAGGGUGGGGGAAUUUUUUUUAUAUAUAUAUAUACAUGGAGUAAAACCAAUCCAAAUAUGCUUUAAUGGUUCUCAACAUGAUACUGUCAAUUCUCACAACAGGGUGGAAUUUGUUGGUGGAAAUUAAAUUAAAUUAAAUUAAAACAGAAAAGCUUGGCUGUUGCUAAUGGGUACUACUGGGAGCCCUAAAAGCAGUUUGCAGUGUAGAACCAUAACAGGAGUGAACAUCCCUUAAUUCUCAGAAUCACUUGUGUUUCACAGGGUCAUUUCAGCCUAUUCUGCUGCACUGCUGUGAAGUUGCUCUUUCCCUGUCUCCCUAGGUCUAUAAACUCUGAAGAAUUUGGGAAACUGAUUUUUCACUUUUUUUUUUUUUUUUUUUCUCCCCUCAUUAAAUUAAGUACUUUAGUUUAGAGGAAAGUGAUGGGUGAAUAAGAUUUGCAAACAGCAAAUUCCUCUACUUUUUCAUUAAAGAAGUUUUAAAGAGCUUUUAGGAAGUGAGAGGUUAUCUCCAGCUUUGGAAUAAACUAUAAAAUAUAUAUAGAAGUGUGAUUCUGAUUAAAUAAUUCAAGCAAGAAGAUUACAGUUUGUUUUAAGGAGCAUGUUUAUGACUAAAUGAACAGAAUACUCCAGAUAUUGCAACAGGGACUUGAUUCAGUUCUAAUCUGCAUUUGGUUUCCUUAAUUACUUAUUGUAUAACGUAGACAUUAUAAAUAUAUGUUUACACUUUAUUUAGCUGCAUUAUUUAAUUUGACAAUGCUGUAAAGUGUGUUGGGAUGGAAGGUGGCAUGAAGAGGCGAACUUAUGCUCUUGAAACAGCACUAUUAUUACUGUGUCUUGGACUUUAUUACCUCUGGAAUAAACAAGAGCAGCACCAGGAUCUCAGAUGCAGAUAGUCUGGCAGUCUCUGUGGAGCUCAGGGUAAUUUGCUGUGUGGCAAUCUGAGCCUUGCAGUGGGCACAGUGUGUUUCAGAAGGCAUCCAGGGCCCAUCCUUGGGUUGAAUGGAUAGUGUUCCUUGUGAAGGGACCAUGGCAAAUCCCCUGCUGCUCUCAAAUGAGGUGAAGCCAUCACGAGAUGUGGACAGGCCAGCCCUGAACCAGACACAUUUGCCUGUAGCACAGCCACCAAGUUGGUCUGACACCAGGAACCACAGCACGAGAGCCUGGCCUCAGAAGUGAGUCAAAGCAGCAUCUUUGUCACCAGUUAUUCUCUGUAACGGUGCAGAUCUGUUUUAUAAUCAUGAGGAGGCACAACAGGAGUGGGCUUUGUCCUGCCUAAAUCGUGUUUCCUGUGCAGGUGCAGUUCAGCACAGCCCUUGGCCCCUUGCCCCACACACACCCACCCAAGGCAGGGCAGUUCUGGCACAACAGUGCACACCCUGUCGUGCUUGAAUGCUCAAAGACUCCUGUGCUGAAGCAAUAAACUCCUGCUAAAUGGCUUAAAAAUGUUCCCUGAAGUGUGCUGAGCUGAUGCACUGCCUCACUUCCAAUGCUGUUUUGUGUUCAAAUAAACCAGGAGUGUGUCACAUCCUUUAGUGCUGGAAAUGACUGGGCAUUAUUAACCAUGAGAAAUUGGGGUGAAAUACCCCAAACCCCAAUUCAACCCUCUUUCCCACUUUCUGGGUGAAAACUGACUGCUUGUGCAUCUGGCUAUUUUUUGGGGCUGCAAAUCAGCUCCCAAUAGCUGCUUGGUUUGAUUUCUGGAGAACAGGUCCUCAUCCCUGCAAAUUCUCAGAGCUAUGAUGGUAUCCCCCCGUCCCUUUUUUGUGUUUGUUUGGGGUUUUUUAAGUUAAGGGUCCUGCUCUGUAUUGCCUAGAAAUUUAUGAUCUAGUGAUCAAGAGAUUUAUUGUCUUAGUCUGACUGUUUCGAAUUCUAAAGCCUGAAGAUCAAAGCCAAGUUGCAUAGUGACAUUUGGAGGUCAACAGAAAUGCUUGUUUCCCUCAAAACCCACAUGUUUUUAAAUCCUGACUCAUUUGGGGCACAGCCCUGGUUACUUAGAGAGGAGUCUGAGGUUGAAAGAGGGGAAGGGGAGCCCACUGUAUGUGCUACUGUCUUUCCACUGAGAGAGGAUAGCAGGAGUGAGUCUGGAAGUCCUAAGAGGUAUAUGGACAUGUUUUCCAUUUUCAAUGUGAAAGCAACCUUUGCAGAGACCUGAAUGGCCCUAAACUGACCCACAGUUGAUAAAAAAUUACAGUGACAUGACAAAGCAGUAUUUGGGAUAUGAACAAUGACAUGACAAUCAGGCACAGUGCCUCUUUGGGUCAUUAUAUGGGCAAAAAAAUAUCCCAUUUGAAAGGACAGUCCAAUUUUUAGGUGCUGGUCGAGACCUGAGUCCAGGACUGAAUUUUCUCUAUCAAAAUGUCAUUAAUCUCAGAAACACAUAAUGGCUGUUGGAAUUAUUCCCACCUGAUCUGCCGGGGUAAAAGCAAAAUCAGUAACUCUUAUGGAGAAAGCAGGAAUGAUCUUUAAGCUCAGACCCAGUAAGCUUCAAGGAAAAGUAAUUUAUUUGUAAACAAGUGUUUUGUACUGGUUGACAGUUAAAAUUAGCUGUGCAUCGUGGCAUCUCCAUCAGAGAAAAAAGACAGACAGGAUAAAUCCCUUUUCAUACUUGUGAUUUCAGUUGAGGCACAUCCUCUGUUAAUGGGUAAUUUUAGAUUAGACUGUAACCUGUUGAGGUAGGAACUAUGUAUUUCUUCUCUGUAUGUGCAGCUCCUAACACAACAGGAGCCUGAUGAGAACCUUUUUGUGCUGCUCUAACCCUUGUAGUAUGUAAUAACAAGAAUAAUAUAAUGGAAAUGUCAUUGCAGUUCACCUUUAGUGUUAUGAUUGUGUUGCUAUAUUCUGUCAACUGUGAAAAUUUUCAUGUCCUUUUUGUAUUAUAGGUAGUAUAUUUUAUUAUUGAAGAGUUAACUUUAAUUUUUAAAGCAAAAAAGUAUCUGCUCGUUGUUUCAUUUUAAGCUUUUGCAUAAAUAAGCAAACUUUUCUUUUGUAUCCUUUAAGUGAGUAUGUGUUAAAUGAAGAAAUCCCCCUUCCGGAGUUGGAGCUGUUUAUAAUCUUAUAUUCCAAAAGUGAUUAACACCUGAUAAUUUGAAUAAAAGUGGUUUAUUUUCUCA
This is a messenger RNA of Apus apus (common swift), 10448 nucleotides long. RefSeq names its product chloride intracellular channel 5 (gene CLIC5). Lineage: Eukaryota; Metazoa; Chordata; Aves; Apodiformes; Apodidae. The transcript is spliced from 6 exons. The coding region runs from base 271 to 1026 and encodes 251 amino acids. The record is from RefSeq and is a predicted model, not a curated record.